AUGGAAAAUUCGUUCGCUUCCGAUCGGUGGACGGUACGGCGGGCCACCGCACUGUUGACCGUGUUUUCUCCCCUGACAUUGGCCAUGCUGCUUAUACUCGCGUUUGUUUUGCUGAUCUUCAAGGCGCGCCGGGCCAAGAUGGUGAAGCUGAUCGACCAGAUACCCGGCCCCGUUUGCAUGCCGCUGGUCGGCAACGGUCUGCAAAUUAACGUCGGCUGCAAAGAUGAGCUUUUUGAUCGCAUCAUUGCGUCGAGGAAAAUGUUUGGCCGCCGGCAAGGUAUCAGCCGCGUCUGGAACGGUCCGAUACCGUACGUGUUAAUAUCCAAAGCUUCUGCCGUCGAGCCCAUACUGAGCAACCCGAAGCUGGUGGAGAAGAGCAACGAUUACGAGUACAUGAAGGCAUGGCUGGGGAACGGUUUGCUCACGUCGCCCGGAUACAUCUGGCAUCCGCGUCGCAAAUCGUUGACACCGGCAUUCCACUUCAAGAUACUGUCGGACUUUGUGACGAUCUUCCAGAACCAGGCGGACGUUCUGAUCGAGAAGCUGUCGGAGCGCACGGCACUGGAUGAACCGUUCAACAUUGUGCCGUACGUGACGCUGUGUGCGUUGGAUAUAUUCUGCGAAACUGCCAUGGGAUGUCCAGUGUACGCGCAAAAGAACUCCAACUCGGAAUACGUUCGUGCCCACAAACAAAUCGGAAAAGUAAUACGAAAUCGAUUGCAAAAAAUAUGGCUCCAUCCAGACUUUGUCUUCAAGCGCACGAAAGAGUUCCAAAAGCACCAGGAAUGUCUGAAGGUGUUGCAUAACUUUUCCGACCGCGUGGUGCGGGAGCGAAAGGAAGAACUUCGCAAGCGCAAGCUACAGCUAGAUCAAAACAACAACAACAACGACGACACCGCUGAUCCUUCUGGAGACUGCAGCGAGCUCCAGGAUGGCAUCUACCGGAAGAAGCAGCUUGCCUUCCUGGACCUUCUGCUCGAGGGUUCGGGUUUGUCGGAUCUGGCGAUCCGCGAGGAGGUCGACACCUUCAUCAUCGGCGGCCACGACACGACAGCGGCCGCCAUGGCCUGGAUACUCUAUCUGCUAGGGGCCGCACCAGAGAUACAGGACCGCGUCAUACAGGAGAUCGACGAGGUGAUGGGCAAGGAUCGGGAUCGUCGCCCGACGAUGGCGGAGCUGAACGAGAUGCGCUAUCUGGAGUGUUGCAUCAAGGAGGGUCUACGACUAUACCCUAGCAUACCGGUUAUCGGCAGGCGCUUGACGGAGGACGUGCGGGUCGACAACUACACCAUACCGGCCGGUACCACCGCGAUGAUCGUGGUGUACGAACUGCACCGGGACGCGUCCGUCUUUUCCAACCCGGACAAAUUCAACCCGGACAACUUCCUGCCGGAGAACUGCAACGGGCGGCACCCGUACGCGUACAUCCCGUUCAGUGCCGGGCCGCGCAACUGCAUCGGCCAAAAGUUCGCUAUACUGGAGGAGAAAUCGGUCAUCUCGGCCAUACUGCGCAAGUUCCGCAUCGAGGCGGUGAACCGACGCGAGGACGUACAGCUGCUGUGUGAUCUGGUGCUGAGACCGAAGGAUGGGCUGAUAGUGCGACUCCAGAAGCGAGACUAA
Messenger RNA from Anopheles marshallii, 1620 nucleotides. RefSeq names its product cytochrome P450 4c3-like. The coding region runs from base 1 to 1620 and encodes 539 amino acids. The record is from RefSeq and is a predicted model, not a curated record. NCBI's taxonomy places the organism in Eukaryota, Metazoa, Arthropoda, Insecta, Diptera, Culicidae. The transcript has 5 exons. Gene Ontology annotation, molecular function: iron ion binding; oxidoreductase activity, acting on paired donors, with incorporation or reduction of molecular oxygen; monooxygenase activity.